Messenger RNA from Cyclocybe aegerita, 3237 nucleotides. The record is from the annotation of a GenBank genome assembly. NCBI's taxonomy places the organism in Eukaryota, Fungi, Basidiomycota, Agaricomycetes, Agaricales, Hemipholiotaceae.
AUGGCAGAUCAGCGUCAGCGCAUAAUAUCCUCCGUCUUCUCAAGACGCAAUGCUGCUGGAAACCUUGAGGAGACCUACGUUUCGCAUGUCAAGAUCUGGGAAGACGCUGGCGAAGCGGGAGGGCGCAAACCACGAUACAUCCUGCUGUCUCAGGCCAAUAACGGAACUGGGUUCAUUCACAAAUCCAAACUGAAUACGAACGGGACCUUCUCCGUUGGAAAGACCUGGCGAUUAGCAGAACUUCAAGGGGUGCAAGUGGUCAAUCCCCUGGCGUUCAACGUGACACUGUCAAGGACGUACAGAUGGCAGACAGAGAAUAAGGAUGAUCAAGCCAGCUUUCUGGAAGCACUCGUCCGCACAUUUCGUACUCUACCAGGCGGCCAGACACCUUCCCUAAAGCUCGACGGCGUAGACGACUAUAGACCUUCGGGAGUGGUCAACGGACAGGCUGCUCCAAAAGUCUCAAGACGGAGAACACCAUCGCCAACGAGUAGCACUGGCACAGGCCGAAUUCCGCGUUCACAGGCGCUGCAGUCUCAGCAACCCUCACGCACCAUCCCUUUAAAUGUUUCCGAGCCUCCACGGCGUGCUCCUUCCCCAGUGGGGGGACCUCGUGUUCGAAAUGGAUCCGCUGUUCCACGCUCUCAGUCCCCAGCAAACUCUUUCCGCGAGCGCGAACGUAGACCGCCAUCAAUAACGGUACCGCCUCCUGUUGCGCCCCUUCAGCCCCAACCCCGACGGCCGUCCAAUGCGGCAUCAACAUCAAGUCGUGCAGAAGCGGCAGUUGCACGAACAAAACAAGCAAGUCCAACUGUUCCCAGACAACGUGUCCCCAGUCGUACGAACAACGCUUCACCGACACCUUCGGCAAGAGCUCGCACUGUGCCCUCACGGACGGAAAAUAUUACAACGCCUUCAGAUGUCACCAACCGGAGAGACCAGAAAGCUCGCAUAUCAUACUUUGACCCGUCUAAUCAAGCAAUGCUCGAUCGUUUAAUUCUAGGUACCGAUGGGCAGAUUGACGGAGAUGGGGAAGAGGAGAAUGCUCAAGCGACGUUGGCUAAUGUCGAAGAGAUGAUUGAAGGUUACGAAUGGGCGAGUGAGGACGUCAUUGGGAGAAAAAUGACCAAGGGAGCUGUGGACAUGAUUGAGGCCAGGUUGCUAGAUGAGUUGAUGGCUCUUGAAAGGGCCAACAUCCAUUCCUUCCUGGAGUCUGAUGAUCGUGUUGCUGUUGUCAUGAAAUAUAUUGACGAGGCCGUCGCCGAGCUAGAUAACACCGACACCCUUCUCUCAACCUACAAGAUUCAUCUAAACGCGGUGAAUGACGAUAUCUUGUAUAUCCAAUCUCAAAACCGUGGCCUACAAGUCCAAACACAAAAUCAAAGAGCUCUGCUAGGAGAAUUGCAAAACCUUUUGCGAACUGUUCAUGUCGACCAAGAGGCGCUUACCACGCUCACGCAAGAAUCUCUGGAGAAGGCGCAAGGUAUUCGACGUCUAGAAGGAGCUGCUGUUCAGCUGUACAAAGCUCUGCAAGCUGGACGAGACACUGACAUGGCGGCGACCAUGGAACGAUUACAAGAAUACCGCACGCAUAACUCUCAGUUCUGCAAGCGGAUGUUCGACUUUUUAUCCAUUAUGUUCGUUGCACAGUCGAAAAUGCUUCUUGGGGAUAGCUCUGGAUUAACGAGGACUUCAACAUCACGACCAGUCGCCACACCACAUACUGACAUCGAGAGCUAUCUCGGACGGUAUUCUGGCCUCAUGCUCUAUUUGAGAGAAAUGGAUGAAGCUGUCUAUAGCAAACUAUGCGCCAGCUAUUUCUCGGCCGCGAGCGAUCUACACAGCACGCAAAUAAAGGCGUUGCUAUCAUCCCAUCUAGAACUCGUCAAAAGGAUGCCUGAGGACGAACAAGAUCAAGGUUUUGGGACAGUGUCAACACCGCUCGCUGCAAGAGGCGCAGCUGGUAUGCGUCGGGCAGGUACUCUCAUACGGUCGCCUAUCGAAAGCAGACAAAAAGACAGAGAGAAGCAAUCCGAUGGAGACAUGCGAGCUUCAGAGGUCUUUGGGCUUUUCAUGGAACAAAUUGCCAACUUGAUCUACCACGAAGACGAAUUCAUCGCAGACUUCUUGCAAAUCAACGAUGGUGGACUAACGUACGCCGACUACAUGGAUUUGGACAACUACUUCCGAAGACAAGCUGCCCGGUCCGCUUCGUUGAGUCAAACAACUCUAAAGCUUAUCCGCGGCGCUCUGGACCUGAUUUUCGGAUUCUUGCCUGCCGAGUUGAAAGCGUGGCUCGAUGCCGCGCUGACCAAGGACAACCUCGAAAUCGUUGGGAUUCUAGCCUUCCUGGAACGCUUCUUACAGGAAGCCGAAGAGAAGGGCAACCCUUUUGUUCUCAAUUUGUUAGAGAAGCAACAUUCACGUCUGAAAAUCAGCUUUGACCGUCACAUUGCCGAUCAACUCAAGGGCAUCGAGCAGACAAAGUUGACCAGCAAGAAACGCAAGGGCGUUGCUCACUUCGUUAAGCACUUCUCUGUCUAUGCCUCGCGGGUGGAGAAUCAACUCAUCGGAGCCAACGCCUUGGAGAUACGAACCAGCGUGGACUCGGCCUAUGAGAGAAUUACCCAGGCGAUGUUCGAUUCGCUCAAGCAAAUCGCGAAGCUAGAAGGCGAAGGCGAGGAUAAGGGCCAACUAAAUUAUCAUGUUAUCCUGAUUGAAAACAUGCAUUAUUUCGUCACCGACAUUUCUCAGAUGGACGUCGCCUCUCUCAUUGCUGCUUCUCGGCGGGCUGAGGCAAUGUAUGACGAGAGUCUGUCAGCGUACAUAAAAAUCAUCUUCCGCAGACCUUUCGGGAAAAUCAUUGACUUCUUUGAAGGUCUUGAUCGUGUAGCAAAAGAUUCCAGCGACAUCACCUCCAGCGCGAACUUCAACAAAGGGGCACUGCGGAAGGUUGUCAAGGACUACAAUUCCAAGGAUAUCAAGAAGCAGGUCGACGUUCUAGCGAAACGAGUGGAGAAGCACUUUACGGAGGGAUCCGACAAAGAGGAAGGCAAUGCGUCCGGACCUGGAAAGGCGCUUGCUGGUGUUUGGAAGGCAUGCGAAGAGGAAUUCCUCAAGCUAACAGACACUUGGUCAUCAAGAACAUCUCAGUUGUAUGGCGAUAGCGGGAUUACACUAGAGUACACGGCGGCGGAUGUAGAGAGCGCCUUCCGACGGCAGCGACUGGGAUCAUAG